GCAUGCGCAGAAACACGUUGUUUCUGUAUUCUGCUACUUUGCUGUGUCCAUUUCGUCUCUUUCCCCUGAGAUUAUAUCAUAUAUAAGGACAUAUUACCUCUCUAUCUUCUUUAUUUAGUGAGGAAUCCGUCAAGAUGGCGGCUGGAGAUGAUUCUUCUCAGGGCAUGAAGCUCAAGGAAGCGAUGAAGGAAGUACUCAAGGAGUCUCUGAAGCAUGAUGGGUUGGCAAGAGGUCUACGUGAAGCUGUAAAGGCAUUGGACAAACGUCAAGCAUAUUUGUGCAUUGUUGCUAAGAACUGCUCUGAGGCUGGUUAUCUUAGGCUGGUCGAAGCACUCUGCAAGGAACACCAAAUCAGUCUCCUGAAAGUGAACUAAUGCCUACACCUUCUUACCUUGCACUAUGUACACGAUCCUCUUUCUGUUGUUAGGUAGAGGAUAAGGAAGAACUGGGCGAAUGGGUUGGUCUUUGCAAGAUUGAUAAAGAUGGCAAGCCAAGGAAGAUUGUUAAAUGCAGCUGUGUUGUUGUAAAGGAUAUUGGUACUGAUACUGAAGCUUGGAGUACUGUACAAGAAUACAUAAAGACCCAAACAGCUGCUGCUGUUUGAUGAAUUGAACCACCAUUCAAUUGAAUGCCUAUUGCUUUUUUGUUUAAUAUGAUUUCUUUAACUUUAAUUUGUCAUAAUGAGUGUCUUACUAUACUAUACUGUGGCUCAACAUUUUUGGGGUGUGGCCUAUUCAUAAUGGCAGAUACAGAUGCUCCAGAAUACAUUAUACUUAAAGAUCACCUCGCUGAUAUUAUUGAUUUAUUAUCUGGGAAUGCUCCAGUCAUUGCACAGUUUUCAAACCACCUCUUCUCAUCUAGUCUCAUUCCUAAAGAGGUACAUCUCAAUCAGAAGAGCAGUCCUUUAGAUAGAGCCACCCAGCUUAUUAAUUCAGUUUUUUCUACAAUUGGAACUCACUCUAAUCCUAGCAGUGUCUUUCGUGGGCUUGUUACUUCAUUAGAAAAAGUUGGCCUCACUGACAUGGCUAAGAAACUUCAACAAAGUCUUGGAGUGAAAACCCAUGGCAUCCGGCCACUUAUAGCAGCUGUUUCCCAAUCACCAACUGUGAUUCAACUCAGCUCUAAAGAUGAAGUAGCACAAAACAUUGACAGUCUCUACGACCAAUUUUCUGACCUUGUUACAGAUCUUAGGGAUCGAUUUGAAAAAUUAGUAUCUGAGGGUAAAAUAAAACUAGUACAAGUUACUCGACAGGCUGCAGAAUAUUUACGAAGGCCAGUGAAAAGCUUACAAGCAGAUGACAUUGAUGAAUUGUUUGACUCUCUUCAGCCUCAUUAUGAUUUUCUCAACUGUAGCUUACUUAGAAAGCUCAUCAAUAAGUUUCUUGCUGGUGAUGAAUUGCAUUUGUCAUUAUCGCAAUACAUUAAUAGGAUGGAUAAACUAUUAGAAUCAUCACAAUUGAAGCACAUUCGAUCAGCUAUCAAAGAAAAGCUAUCGUUUUUAUCAUCCCCAACUACUGGUGAACACACUAUACUUGUUGUUUUUGAGCUACACAGCAGAUGGGAAGAAUUGACUUUAGAAAAUUUCAAGAGAGUCCUUAGUCAUUACUUUGGAUCAAAUGCUGAUCUCUUUAGUCACAUUUAUUUUGACUAUGGAUCACUUGUUGUUAAGAUGUUGAUACCUACCUCAAUAUUGCAGUUUGUAGCAGAUAUACUUAUUGCCAAAAGAAGCUCAAUGAAUGGAAUCGGCAUUUUUCAAGUUGCUAUUAGUGGAAGGACAAUGUUGAGCAUAGAUAGCACUGAUAUUAAUUUUGAAAAGUCACUUAUGGAUUCAAGAGAUGAUUUUGAAGCAACAAUAUUGUUGAGGUUAGGAGCCAACCCAUCCAGUGAAGAUGAUGAAGGUUUUGAAGAUUAUAUACCUCCUCAAAGAUACAGAACUAGAAGGCUACUGGCCAUCAGUAGUGAAGAAAGGGCUACUUACAUGGUUGCGGAUCAAAUUGGUCAACGAUUAUGUGAAUUAGGAGAUCGUAUGACUAUUAGAGAAGACUUACUUAACGACAUAUUGGCAGAAUCUGGAACAGUUCGCUUCAACCAAUUUCUAGCUCCAGCUUUAGAGACACUUAUGCUAAGAAGUCAAAGCCUGAGUAUAGUUUCUGCUACUAUUUUUGGAGGAGUUUGUGGAAUGGCUGUCACUAGACUUGUUAUUAAGAUUAAUGGUGUUGAUGGUACAUUUUUCAUGUGUUUUGCAGUAGGGGGCUCAGUGGGAGCAUUUGCAGGGACCACAGCUUUUGACAAAUUAAUGGGAUAUCCUGGUGGCCAUUCUCGCAGAGUUACUAGAUAUAGGAUUGCUGUAGAUGUUGCUCGUACAUUGUUGGGGAUAGGGUUAAUAUUACUAUUAUUUAUUACUGCUAUAAGUGUGAGUUUCAGUAUGGCUGGCUCAUUUUUAAAUUUUCGUUAUAACUAUGAGACUCAUACUGUGUCUGUUUUCUUUGGAGCAUUAAUGGGAGCAGUAAGUGCUUUGACUGUAGGCCCAGAGCCAAUUAUUGGACAAAUAUCAUCAUCCGGUUAUGGUACAAGAUCUAGUGUUGGAUUGAGUGUUUUACGUGCUUGCAUUGGAAUAGGAACUGGAGCAAUGGUUGGAUCAGUUGCUCUUAGUAAUUUCAUUCCUUAUAACUAUUUCAAAGCUGCAACAAUUUUUAUGGGUGGUCUAAUUGGAGCUUUUAUUGGUUAUAAGUACUGCUCAAACCUUUUAUCUCACUAUUAAUAAACAUUUCAUCAAAAA
Molecule: messenger RNA, 2779 nt
Organism: Amphimedon queenslandica
Lineage: Eukaryota; Metazoa; Porifera; Demospongiae; Haplosclerida; Niphatidae
Exons: 12
Coding region: 629-2761 (710 amino acids)
Source: RefSeq, a predicted model, not a curated record